GGCAUCACUCUUCCUGAUUAACUCAGCAGCGAAUGAAUGGGCCAGAGGGGCACAAAUUUUACCAAUUUUGACGAUCUGUAUGAAUGUUUGCAACGAUUGUUAUACAUGAAUGUCAAGUGAUGAUGGAUACGCAACUUUUGUUAAUGGCAGGUGUUGGACAGUUCGAACGUGACGAUACUGGGGAAAAUGAACUUGCAGAGGAGAUUUGGACUGACCUUAUAGACGAGAUGACCCUUGGAUUAUGUUUUGAUAUUCAUCGUUCUGUCAAGCUUGGCCUCAUGAUUAUGGAUGACAUAACAGAAGAGGCUCAGCAGGAAUAUGAUAUAGUGGAUGAGCCUGGACUAGAUGUGUUUGGUCAGCCACCUCUCAAAAAGCACCUGGAGUGUUUAUGUCCUAGCUGUAAUCGCAACCUGGCAGCCAAUCGCUUUGCUCCACAUCUGGAGAAGUGCAUGGGUAUGGGAAGAAACAGCAGCAGAUUAGCCAGCAAGAGGAUAGCUAUAGCCAACACUACCAAAAUAGACAGUGAUGAUGAUGAUGACAGAGAUUUAGACUGGACAAUGGCUUUGAAAGGUCCUAAAAGAUCAAGAAAAGAAAAACUCAGUACCAAUUCCCCAAGAAGAAGCAAAUCAAAGCUGAAAAAUGAUGUGGGUGAUAUACCCAGUGUUAGUAGCAACAUGGAGAACAGCAUGGCAACUUUUAAGGCCUUGGGAAAUAGUGUUCCAGUCUUUGAAACUCUGUCGCUGGAAGAAAGGAAAAACAUCUUAAUGACAACAUGUGGUGUCAUAUCAGAACACACCAAGAAAAUGUGCACCAAAUCUCUUAGAUGCCCCCAGCACACAGACGAGAUGAGGCAAGGAGUGAGGAGAUACCUGCUAGGCCUUGAGACGGAGGAGAGACUAAGACACAAAGGAGAUGGUGUUCUUGAGACAGAAGAGAUUGACAUAGAUACGUAUGAAGAUGGAGACAGUCAGGCUCUAAGGGAGCGUCUCAAUAGAAUACAGCAAUGGGAUGCAAUCAGUAAUCCAUCACCGGCUGAGUCAACUUCAACAACAAACUCUAAUGAAGGCCAGGGUAACAAGAAACGGAAGAAAGGAGGUAAACUUACCCAUCGCAAGAGAACUAAAGGGCGCCCUCAUUCAGCUCAGUCGCAAACUAGUACAGGUUCAACAGCAGCAGCAGCAGCUGCAUUACAGUAUGAGGUCAUUGAUUGAUCAUGCUUUAAGGUAUGGCAGCUGAUAUGAGGGGUUUCCCCUAGCGGAGAAGUGAUGUCAUUGGAAGAGGGAUUUCCCCCUGCUCUUCAUUCCUUCCAUGCUGAGAUGCAGAGAGCUCCCAGGUGACGAGGAGGGAUGAAAUAUCUCCCAUCGCCGGAGAACAGAGAUGGAGCAGUGAGAUUGAAUGUUAAUUGAUGCAGUUGUAUGAUUACAAUUCAGUGCCUGUUUUUUAAGUUUGCAGAAAUGAGUUAUGUUUUGGUCGAAAACCAAGGAUAUUAAAAGUAUCUCCAGGUGAGUAUACAAGGAUGGGAGUCAAAGAUUGUGGUUUCUCUAAGAUUAAAAUCUCCUCAGGCAUAAAGAUGUAUGUCUUCAGCUUAGAUUAAGGUGAAAGCAAGCGCAUGAGAAUGCUUGAUCAGCUCUAUGGCUGAACAUUUCCAUGUAUGAUUUCUGACAAAAUGAAGGAAUGCAAAAAUGAAAAGAGAGAGUAUACAAGAAGCAAAGACAAAUUUGUGCUACAUUGAUUAUAUUAUUGAGUAUGAUUAUAUGAUUUUAAGGUGCAUGAAGGCAUUAACUCUUCCUCUUAUUUUUAAAUAAGCAUAAUUUCAGACAGAUUUAAGAUAAACAUGCAGCAUUAUUGACUUAGAAGCAGUACAUGUAUCUCUGAAAUAGCUGUGAAUGGCUGUGUCAUUGCAAUUGAUAUGGCUUGAUAUCAUACCACAUCGAUUGACUCGUUGCCUACGGGAACCACAUUGUCCUUGCAUAAAGCAUAUGGGAAUGUGAUGGGAAUUCAGUGUUCAACGGGUUAAAUAGAAUUCUUUCCCGCAUAAUGGCCUGUAAUUCAUACAAUGGCCGUUACCUAUCUGUUUUAUUUUCCAACUCCUCGUAACUAAUUCCCAUUCAGCAAUUCCAUUCUAAACAUGAUGGUCCACCUCGUGUAUGAAUACUUGUUGUGAUGGUUAGAUGUACCUGUGUACUGUAACUAUAAUCAGAAGCAUGUUAACAUUCUGGUAAAAUGAGUUAUAAUUGGAUUUAAUCUCUUUCUUGAUACUAAAGGAGGUAGCAGAGACAUACAUAUAUAAUUUCAGUUCAUCUCUGCUCCAAGACAAUGUACCAUUAUUUGUGAAUAAUAGCAUCAUAGCAUCUUUUUAAAAUCAAGACCACUAAAGGGAAGCCAAGACUCGACUUGUGGUCUUUAAGGGCAAGUGGUAAUUCUGUACAAAUGUUCAAUUAAGCAAGUUUGACGGAACAUGCAUAUAUGAGGUAGAUGAGGUAUUUUUAGUUUUACCUAUCCAAAGUUUGCCCUCCGAUUAUCUAUCACUUCCAAUCAUUUCCAAUCGUCAGCAUAAUUGAAUACACAAACUUGGGGUGGAGUGUAUACAAAAUGCCAGUUGUAUAGUACCAAAACCAUAUUGCAUCCAAUAUGAUAAUGGAAGUGCUGAAGAAUAUUUCAUUUUACCUUAAUGAAGGUCUUCUUCUAAUUAUCAUCUGUUUCUAAUCGACCUCCCUUCUUCAACACAUUUUACUGCCAGCUCCUAAUGGCUGUUAACAUGCUCAUCAUGUCAUAUCAGCAAGGACAUGUAUUUGGUUGAAAACAAAACAAAAACCCUGUCUAAAUUAUUGACAGUAUGAGUGGUAUGUGUGACAACAUCAAGCUAUGAAUUGACAGACUAAUUAAUCAAAUAGCCCAUGUGCGCUGUGAGUGAACACAUGGCUAGUAGUGCAUGCACUGUACCUGCUAACCAAUCAUACCAUAUGGCCAUCUCCGAUAGUAUGGAGUCAUUUUCAAGGACGAUCUGAAUGUCAUUAGUUGAUCAAAUCAACAUAAACUCCAUCUCUAUAGGGGAAAAAAUAAAAUAUCUUCCCUCAUGCAGUAGGCAUUGAUAUUUGUAUAUCAUUGCACAAUGCUUCAUUAACAGUAGCUGUUGGCAACUGAUUUUGGUUACUUUGUACAUCAUUAAAUGACAUGUAUUAACAUUAUAGGGCUAUGAUGGAAAUGUAAAUGCAGAAUGUUGAGGACAAGAUAACCAAAAACAAAAGUGGAUGGAUUAAACUGUUUUUAGUUUUUUUAAUUUGAGGGGUAAUUCUGGCAAGUCAAGUGUCUCUUUUUUUAUUUUUAUCUUUUAACAUUACAGUAAAUUUAGUAUGCUCGAAUUUUUUAAACAUGAAACCGAUGUGUGCGGCACGAUUCAACCGCUUUGUUUUUACUUUGAAAUGUUAGUGAUAUCUACAACCCAUAGUUUCAUGUGAAGAAAAAAAUGUCUGGCAUGAUUUAAAAUUCAAAGUGAGAGCUUGACCAAUGGCUUUCAUUUCCAAUGGUCAUUUAUUUUUGAAGGGUUCGAUAUAGUUCUUGCAAGUCCAGAAGUCAUUGCAUUAUGAUGAAACCAUUAUUAAGUUUUGUACAACAUGUUCUGUGCCUGUUUUCAGUACUGUUAUAUGACAAUAAACUUGCAUGAUGUAAUGUGACCAAGAAAAGAGGGAGGGGAGGGGGUGUUGUUCAGACUUCCCAUUUAAUGCAGGCAAUGAAGUCAUUAUUCACUUUGUGAAUUAUUGAUAGAAGUUCAAUGAGAUAUUUAACCAAGUCAGCAUUGGAAUACAAUCAAUAUAAACCAGCUUAAAUGUAACCACAAUCUUGUCUAGAUCACUUCUACUCUUCAAUGUAAAAAUAUUCUUUCUCAUUAUUUAGCUGGCAGUUUACAUGUGGCAUGCAAUGCUGUUAGUGCAAAUAAACAAAAUAAUUUUGUUGACAUAUGCAUGUACACCAUAUGGUACUGCUGAAUUCUGUCUUUCUGCCUCAUAGACUAAAUACAGGAACUACGCAUUUACCAUUGAAAAUGGGUAGACGUUGUGUAAAUGUAGUACAGAAACCUCACUAUCUGCCACACAGGUUCUAAUACGGACAUAUUACAAAACAUGAUUGUGGUGGUUUUGAAUCUGACAUACAUACUGAUUGUAAUUGAUUGUAAUAUGUCAGGAAAUGGUUAUGAUAGUAAUGAUGAUCAUGAUGAAUCCACCCACAAUAAUAUGGAUAACAUCUAUGACAAUGAUUAUAUAUGAUAAAUUGGAGCACUACUGAUUUUUUCCUUGAUUAACUCUUAUAGAUGCUACUGUUGAUUUAUUUCUUCAUAAUUUAAGUUGCUAUUUAAAACAAAUGAAAAGGAUAUUGAAUAUAAUGCAUAAAUUGAUGAUCAGAUGAAAUUGAGGGUUCAGUGACACAAAGACGUAACUCUAUAUUUUGCCAAAAUGAGUAUUUGAUAUCAAAAUGUCCAGAAAAAUGUGGGCUUUCCAGGAAACACAAGGACUAAACUCCACCCAACACCCCACUGAAGUCAAUGGCUAUUAAAACAUAGAAUUUAACUCCUUAAGGCCCAAGUGCUCAGUGACCACUUUUUCUCAAAAUGGAGUUACGUCUUUGUGUCACUGACCCUCGGAAAUGUUUGUUAUGCUCAAUCUUGCAAAUUGCUGAAUAUGAAGAUACCAUAACUGUUGAAAGUGGUUAAAUUUUACAAGUGUACUACUGUGGAAGGCAUAUUUCUCUCCUCUGAUUUAACCAUUUCAUAUUGGUAUAUAUGAGUUGGGUUAUGUUAUUAUUGAAAAGAAAACCAAAGACUAAACA
Messenger RNA from Strongylocentrotus purpuratus (purple sea urchin), 4824 nucleotides. It is a transcript of the gene atxn7l3, whose product is annotated as ataxin-7-like protein 3. Gene Ontology annotation, biological process: regulation of transcription by RNA polymerase II; positive regulation of DNA-templated transcription. NCBI's taxonomy places the organism in Eukaryota, Metazoa, Echinodermata, Echinoidea, Camarodonta, Strongylocentrotidae. The record is from RefSeq and is a predicted model, not a curated record. Gene Ontology annotation, cellular component: SAGA complex; DUBm complex. Gene Ontology annotation, molecular function: transcription coactivator activity. The coding region runs from base 84 to 1211 and encodes 375 amino acids. The transcript has 10 exons.